CCAAUAAAAUGUUCAUUGUGCUCAUUCACUUGUAAUACAGACAUUCACAUGAAACAGCAUGUGCAAGAUGGCCACGAACAUCCAUCUUCCUGCACUCUCUUUCGUUGUAAACAAUGUAAAACAAACUUUGAUGACAAAGAUGCAUUCGAAACUCACCUCUCUCACCACACGGGCAAACACACAAUUCGUUAUUACACCUGUCCUUACUGUACGACAAUUUCAAACAACAUGGAAACAAUUGAAAACCACAUCGCAGAGGCUCAUCAUGCCCCCGCCUUUCCAUACAAGUGUGGCUACUGCACGUUCGGAGCUGUCGAAGGGGGUAAGGUGAAGAGGCACUGCAAGGUCGUGCAUCCAAAUAAACGGGAGAUGUGUAAGCAAUGUUCCUACGCCAGCAGUACUGAAAUUGAUGUCAAGUAUCACCUGCUGUCCUCGCAUUUGAACGUCAGGCCAUACAGUUGUCCUCACUGCCAUUUUAAUUUAAAACAACCAAUUGUUAUUCAAAAUAACUCCAAACACAAUUCAAUCCCUCUCCGAUCCGGAUCCAAAAUCUACAAAUGUCCGGAAUGCUCCUACACUAACAUCAGCCUAAAAUUAGUGAGAGGUCACAUGGUCAAGCACGGACCCCACCGUCUCAAAUGUGCCUACUGCGACUACAAGGCCCACUAUCCGAGUCGAAUUAGGAAGCACACAAGACGACAGCACAGCGAU
Molecule: messenger RNA, 711 nt
Organism: Helobdella robusta
Lineage: Eukaryota; Metazoa; Annelida; Clitellata; Rhynchobdellida; Glossiphoniidae
Exons: 4
Source: RefSeq, a predicted model, not a curated record